CACGGCGGUGGCUUUCAGGUCCAAAGGGAGGUCUUCGGCAUAUGGUCUGUGUAAAUGUGAAAGGGAAAGUAGUCGUACGUCUUCCUUAUAUAUGCUGUAUAGAUGUAAGAAAAGCUGUGUGGGCGGUUCUAAGAGAGCUCGGUAGAUAUAAAAAUCACCAAAUAUUUUCUCUAAAUACAUUGUUGUUUAGUCUUCUCUUCAUUUAUUUGAAAAUUAAUCAAGACGAAAUGGGUAGUUCAAACUCUACCCCUGACCGUCCUCCUACCCCUCCUAGAGCUGUGCCUGCAGGCCGUGACAUUAGAAUUGUGAUGAUUGGAAAAACUGGAGCGGGUAAAAGUGCUACUGGAAACACCAUUCUGGGAAACAAACUUUUUACAUCUCUUCCAAUAGGUAGCUCAGUGACUGAGAGUUGUGUUAAAGAAAGAGUUCAGGAUAACAGAUGGAUAUAUGUGGUGGACACACCAGGACUGUUAGACACUGGGAAGACUCCAGAGUAUAUCGAAAAAGAGAUAGUGAGGUGUCUUCAAGAGUCAGCCCCUGGUCCUCAUGCUUUCUUGCUGGUGGUGGAGGCAACGACAUGGAAAGAGGAGGAUCAGAAUACUGUGGACGAUCUGGAGAGGCUCUUUGGACCAGAGGUCUUCAAGUUCAUGAUUGUGCUCUUUACUCACGGUGAUAAACUUGGGGGUCAAACAAUUGAAACCUUCGUACGUGAUGGUAAUCUGCAAGUUCGAAAAAUUCUAGAACGCUGUUCUGGAAGAUUCCAUGUUUUCGACAAUACAAAAAGUUCUAACAAUAGAAAUCAUAGAGAUCAAGUUGUUGACCUGGUCACUAUGAUUGAUAAAAUGGUGGCAGUAGCUGGAGGAGGGUACUUCCAUAGAACAAUUUGAAUAGAAUGUGCUUGGAACCUCCAACCCUGAAGGGUACACUUCCAGCUUUUACUUCCUGCUAAGGUCCACACUCGCAAUGGCUGCCAGUCCAACCAUUAUGCCAAAAUUGACUUCAAUUUAGUCAUUCUACUUCUAUGGGUAUUUCACACAAACAAGAUACACAAAUUCUCUGCUGAUGCACAUGUUCACUGACUGAGCAAUUAGGUUGAAAUAAUAUUCAAAGUGUGUUAUGAAUAAACAUAUAGAAUUAGAGCAUAACUACAAAAUGUAUAAGAAAAAGUUGUUUAGCAUAAUACAUGUUGAUCUAUUGUAAGAAAUCUUACUUAUAAUAGAAUUGUAAUACAAUUUUUGAAAUUGAUAGUGAACAUUGUAAAUUCUGAUGAAAAACAAUAAAGCUUGACAAUCACUAUUA
Molecule: messenger RNA, 1299 nt
Organism: Salmo salar (Atlantic salmon)
Lineage: Eukaryota; Metazoa; Chordata; Actinopteri; Salmoniformes; Salmonidae
Product: GTPase IMAP family member 7-like
Molecular function (GO): GTP binding
Source: RefSeq, a predicted model, not a curated record